Pristis pectinata (smalltooth sawfish) is the source of this 4796-nucleotide messenger RNA. RefSeq lists its product as uncharacterized. Gene Ontology annotation, biological process: regulation of osteoclast development; regulation of actin cytoskeleton organization; regulation of bone resorption. The record is from RefSeq and is a predicted model, not a curated record. The transcript is spliced from 6 exons. Bases 241 to 1839 code for a protein of 532 amino acids. NCBI's taxonomy places the organism in Eukaryota, Metazoa, Chordata, Chondrichthyes, Rhinopristiformes, Pristidae. Gene Ontology annotation, cellular component: plasma membrane.
CAUGGGGAGCCCGCGGUGGGUGGGACUGGCCGGACCACUCCUCCCCAUAGAGGCGGGCCAUCUGACAAUGUCCUCAUCCUUCGCCUGGAGUUCAGCGGGGACUUCACUGUGAGCAAGCAGGAAAUUGACUGCCUCUUCACUUUCGGUUUUUGCGACAGUCGAGAUCCGCCGGGGAGGAAGCGACGCAGUUUUCUGCUCUACCUUGUCUUGGAGACAGUGCGUCCGAAUCACGGCGUGAGGAUGGUCUACCCUUCUCUCCCGGUCUCUUUGCUGCUCCUGACUGCGGUCGUCGGCUCCGGAGGCGCAGGUGAACAAGUGGCCGUAGCCGUGGAUGUCCCGAGCAGAGCGUCAGGUACCGUUGGAAGCUCGGCGGUUUUGCCCUGCACUUUCAAGUCCUCCUACGCUGAGUACACGACUGUCGAGAUUGUCGUCAUCUGGAAGGUGAAAGUGUUUUACAGAGGGCCAGUUUUGUUCAACGUGACCAACAGAAGCAAGGGCGGCAAGGAGUUUGAAAACACAGUUUACACAAACAUCAAUGGCCGGUACAGACUGGCCGGGGACCCAAGGCAGGGGGAUGCCUCUCUGGAGUUGGAGAACGCUACGCUGAAUGACAACGAUCAGUACUUCUGCCGUGUGGAAAUCAAACGGCAGGGGCUUUCCACCUUCAUGGCCGAGACCAACCCUGGGAUCACCCUGGAAGUUCUGGGCGUGCCCGUCAUCCUCCGCGUAUCUGUUAACGUCAUUAAUGCCACACAUUCUACUGUAGAGUGUCUGGCAGAGGGACAACCCUCCCCAGACAUCAUAUGGAUCGAUCCCCACAACAAGAGGCUUCCUGUGAACAGCAGUGACACUCCAGUAACAUUGGGACCGGGCGAGUAUCAGACCCUGGGAGAACUACAUCAUCCAAAGCUCGGAGGGAACUACACCUGCUUGGUGGUAAAUGACCAAGGAAAUGCCACCCAGUCCGUCCAUCUGCCCAAAACAGGGCAGAGCCGACACCAGCUCAUUUACAUCAUUGGAAUUCUGGUUGGAAGUUUCGUUCUGGUAAUGCUGAUCGCUAUCAUCUUACUGAUCCGGAGGAGGAAGAGCGGAAAAGUAGAGUUUAACUCAGCAAGCAAAAGAGCCCAGCGGAAUUCAGUGCAAUAUUUGAAAGUUAACGGGCAAGAGCAGCAAACGUCAGCAGCGGAGCCCCUGACGCAAGUGAACGCGCACGGAGUGGACGCGCCUGAAGUGAACGCCUCCUUUACAACUGUGCCCCUGACGCCUGAGGUGAACGCGCAUGAAGUGGAUGCGCCUAAAGUGAACGGCUCCCUUACAACGGAGCUCCUGAUGCCUGAAGUGGACGCGCACGGAGUGGACGCGCCUGAAGUGAAGGGCUCCCUUACAGUGGAGCCCCUGACGCCUGAAGUGGACGCGCCUGAAGUGAACGGCUCCCUUACAGCGGAGCCCCUGACGCCCGAAGUGAACACGCAUGAAGUGGACGCGCAUGGAGUGAACGCGCCUGAAGUGAACAGCUCCCUUACAGUGGAGCCCCUGACGCAUGAAGUGAACGCGCACGGAGUGGACGCGCACAGAGUGGACGCGCACGGAGUGAACGCACCUGAAGCGAACGGCUCCCUUACAGUGGAGACCCUGAUGCCUGAAGUGGACGCGCACGGAGUGGACGUGCCUGAAGCGAACGGCUCCCUUACAGUGGAAACCCUGACGCCUGAAGUGAACACGCAUGAAGUGAACGCGCACGGAGUGGACGCGCACGGAGUGGACGCGCCUGAAGCGAACGGCUCCCUUACAGCGGAGCUCCGCACGCCGGAACAGGACACAGAAGGGAGCGAUAAAUGAAUGGCGGCUGUAACCGUGAGUUAAACUGCAGAGAGACUCACCGUUGGGGACCCGUUUCCGCCCAACUCAAUGCACUUUCAGGGUAAACGGUUGUGUGUGUGUGUGAGAGAGAGAGAGAGUGAGUGUGUCUGUGUUUAUGUCAGUGAGUGUGUCUGUUAACGAGAAGCAUGUCUGUUAGUGUGUGCCAGUGAGGGCUGUGUCUGUGUGCUUCCCAGUGUGUACCUCAGUGAAUGUGUAUGAGUACAUUAACGUGCCUAUGUUUGUGUAAGCGAUGUGUGCCUGUGUAGGUGCAUGUCAGUGAGCGUAUUUAUCAGUGUGUCAGUAUAUGUGUCUGUAUAGGUGAGUGUGUGUGUCUGUGAGUAUGCCAGUAAGCUAUUUACCAGUGUGUAUUGGUGUGUGUGUGUGUACCAGUGAGCUGUUUACCAGUGUGUCUGUGUCCGUGUGUGUCUGUGUGUAUAUCGGUGAGCUGUUUACCUGUGAGUGUGUCUGUGUGUGUAUACCAGUGAGCUGUUUGCCAGUGUGUGCUUCAGUGAGCGUGUGUAAGUACGUGCCAAGGAUAAACUGCUGCUUUUAAGAUCCUCGGGAUGAGCGGACACGGGAACCGUGGAGCGAUGAAGCAGUCUCCCACCGGACGUGGACUCUACCCCAGUGGGACCCCAUGUCCCGCUCAGCCGCCUGGUUCCAGAGUUGGGUGGACAAGUAGCAAACCUCUGGGCCCAGCGGAUACUGCAGCUGAGCCGGGCCGUGGCUCCCAGUUCCUGAGGGAAGAUGCUGAUGAGCCUUUGGACCUCCUUGUAGCCUGGGGCUCUCCAGUGAAGGGCUCACCGGACAUCCAUCCCAAGGGGCAAGCAGCCAGCUGAGACAACCUCUCACAUUCAUGGAAACUUUUACUGCUUCUGGGUGUUUUAUAAACUUCCUUUCAGUGGAAACUCGGUUCCAACACUGAGAUGUGAAUAUUGACACUCUCGGUAACACAUCUCCUGUUUUUCCUGUGAGAUCCACCUGUUCAUCCGGGCCAUUGGGAGAAGGAUUGCAAACCGGUCCAGAGGCGAGGGAUAAAUCCCAGCUCCAAGAGCCGAGUCCAAACUACACCAGCUGGAGUAAACCCACCAGGAGGACUCCUGUCCUGCAGAGAAUAGACAGACCUGCGGACACUCGCCAUCAGCAUCUGGGAUGCAACGUGGUGAGAGAGAGGACCUGACCACAGUCACAGAUGGAAAAUGCAAGGGGCUGAAUGGCAGCGGAAGGCACCGCCUGUUUCUGCUGGGUGAUAGUAUCGAGAAAUACUGAACCAGGGUGGGGAGAUGAGCUUAGAUGCAGCUCACCGUGGUCUGAUCAGUCGACUGUAUGGGGUGGACGCAGGUCUUUGUCCCACUGAGCCUGCACCAUCUAUCAAUUUGCCGUCAGAUUGUCACGCAGAACGAGAAGUUUAAGGCGAGAGGGGAAAGAUUUAAAGAGGGUCUGUGGAUCAACUUUUUUCCACACAGAGGGUGGUGGGUAUGUGAAGUGAGCUGCCAGAGGAAAUGGUAGAGGCGGGUAUAAUUAUGACAUUUAAAAGACAUGGUUAGGAAAGGUUGAGAGCAAUUAUGGGCCAAACAUGGGAAAAGUGGGACUAGUUCAUGUAGACAAUUAAGUCGGCAUGGAUGAGUUGGGCCGAAGGGCCUGUUUCCAUGCUGUGUGACUAGAGGGGCUGAACGGUCCAAGUUCCCCCAGUCUCUGCCAACAUUCCCGCUGAGGCUGUUUGUGAACGGAUCUGUUUUACAGCCUCCCCUGCAAUGGGUGGUUUGGAAUUGUUCGUCAGGGGGAGUAGUAGGUCAGUCAGCCCCUCAAGCCUGGUCCUGGUGUUGAUUCAUACCACUUUCCCACUCUGCAUCUCUCCAUAACCCUCCACCCCCCUGUGGUUCAAAUGCCUGUCGGUCUGCCCUGAAUAUAUCAGUGACUGCACCUCCGCAGAGAAUUCCAAAGAGUCGCCAACCUCUGGGAGAAGAAAUGCCUCCUCAUUUCAGUCUUAAACAAGCAAGGCGAGGGAAGAGCAGUCCAGCAACUGGAGAAAGUCCAUUCCUUCAGUCAAGACUAUGUCUGUGAGUCAACUCUGAUUUAUUCCCAGUUAGGAGAAGGGUGUAUGACACCACACUAAUCUCCACCCUACUGCCACUAAGUAAGAGAGGACUUGGUUAAUAGCAACAGUGUCUCUGCUUCCAGACCAUCCCGAAGGUUAAUUUAUUCCCAUUUAUCCUUUCUUUCAACUGAAUGAAACUUUCUCUGGGUGUCAGAUAUUUAACUCUUGAUGUGUUCCAUUCAUUACUUAUUUUCUUGGCAUGCAGCACUGAGGAAACUGAACAAUUUUCAAGGUUUUCCCAAAGACUUUCCAAACGAUGUACCAGGUGGAUCCUCCCCUUCACAAGCCAACAGCUUUUGUGUGGAAUCAGGUUCCUGUACUGUGUAGCAAUAAUGUUGGAUUGUACCCAUUACACUGUUGUAAUUUAAACUUGCUGUCACCUGCUGCUCACUCAGAGACACACAAGUGCAAAAUAUUGCUGUUGUAGACGGGCAUUAGCAGGGCAAUACUUGUCAACAAGCACAUUAACAGAAAUAAAGGACGCUAUUGGUUUGCACAGUGUAAGUAAUAUUUGCCAACAUGCAAGGACGAGUUAGUACUGAACGACAUGUGGUGAGAAGGAAGCAGGACUUACAUUUUUGUAGUGUCUUUCACAGCCACAGGAUGUCCCAGACAGCUUUGCAACCCACGAUGCAGACUUAAAGCGCGGUCACUGUUAUAAACACAGCGAUCAGUUUUGGCACAACACGAUCUCCCAAACAGCCAUGCAAUGGUAGCCAGGAAACCAGUUUGAGCACUUCUGAAAUGACAUCCUUUUUCAGGAAAUGCAGCUUCCCCUCUGCCAUAGUCGAUGGAACCCUCUCAUAGAUCUCCAUUUCCCGCAGGUCUGUUCUCACCA